Monopterus albus (swamp eel) is the source of this 882-nucleotide messenger RNA. Its product is annotated as carboxypeptidase O-like. Lineage: Eukaryota; Metazoa; Chordata; Actinopteri; Synbranchiformes; Synbranchidae. Bases 106 to 882 code for a protein of 258 amino acids. Gene Ontology annotation, biological process: proteolysis. The record is from RefSeq and is a predicted model, not a curated record. Gene Ontology annotation, molecular function: zinc ion binding; metallocarboxypeptidase activity. The transcript is spliced from 8 exons.
AAGCCAAAACCAAGGAGCUUGUUUUCACAACGUGACAAUGCUGGACUCUGUGGGACUGAGCUUUGUGGUGCUGCUCUCAGCAACGGGAGCAGUGACAGUAGACAGAUGAGUUUUACUGCACUUCAAACUAACAAGAACAAAUCUAGAGAAGUGGAGUACGACUACUACAAAUACCAUCCAAUGUCAGAGAUCACCAACUGGAUGGUUCAGAUUGCUGAGAAUCACUCUGAUGUUGUGACCAUUGUAAACUAUGGACAGACUUAUGAGAAGAGGACGAUUAGCUUACUCAAGAUUGGCCUGAAUACUGACUGGAAAAAGAAAGCUGUGUGGAUGGACUGUGGUAUACAUGCACGGGAAUGGAUUUCUCCAGCCUUCUGUCAGUACUUUGUCAGGCAGAUCCUGCAAACAUACAAAACAGACCCAAAAAUUGAAGAGAUGAAGAACAUGGACUUCUAUGUUACUCCUGUGCUCAACGUGGAUGGCUACAUCUACUCCUGGAAGGACAACACAACUCGACUGAGGAGGAAGAACAGAUCACCAGGACCUUCAGACUGUGACUGUUAUGGCACCGAUCUCAACCACAACUUUGACGCCUACUGGAGCACAAUUGGAGCAUCAUUUAACUGCUGCUCAAGGACCUUCUGUGGGAGCAGCGCUUUGUCUGAGCCUGAGGCCCAGGCUGUAACCUACUUUGUAGGAACCCGCAAAGACCACUUCCUGUGUUUCUUCACCAUCCACUCCUACAGCCAGCUCCUCCUGAUUCCCUAUGGAAACCCCAAUUUCACCGCCCCCAACUACGAUGAGCUGAUCAGUAAAAAGGAUGUGCCACAUACUGCCAUAGAAACUGAGCGUAUGUCGUUGAUAAAAACCAACAGUAAAUGA